Asparagus officinalis (garden asparagus) is the source of this 693-nucleotide messenger RNA. RefSeq lists its product as uncharacterized. The coding region runs from base 1 to 693 and encodes 230 amino acids. The transcript has a single exon. The record is from RefSeq and is a predicted model, not a curated record. Lineage: Eukaryota; Viridiplantae; Streptophyta; Magnoliopsida; Asparagales; Asparagaceae.
AUGAGUGAAGAGAAGGGAUUGACUAAGAUUCCUCAUUUCAGUGGUCAUUAUGAUCACUGGAGUGAACUCAUGGAGAAUUUGCUCCGAGCAAAAGGCUUGUGGAGCUUGGUGGAGAAAGGCUUCGAGGAGCCAAGAGCGGGGACCCUGUUGACAGAUGCGCAGCAGGCACAACUUGAUGAUGCUAGGACCAAAGAUCAUCAGGUCAAGCAUUACCUCUUUCAAGCCAUCGACAGGAUUGUCUUCGAGCAGAUUUUAGAUCGUCGUUCCGCCAAAACUGUUUGGGAUUCUAUAAAACAAAAGUUUGGUGGGAAUGACAAGGUGAAGAAGUCUCACCUCCAGACACUCAGAAGAGAGUUCGAGGUACUGGAGAUGAGGAAUGAAGAAACCAUCACGGAGUACUUUGCCAGAGUGAUGGUUGUCUCCAACAAGAUGAGAAGCAAUGGUGAAGAUAUGACAGAUGAAAAGAUCGUGGAGAAGAUCUUGAGAACCUUGGUAGAAAGGUUUAUCCCUAUUGUAGUUUCAAUUGAAGAAGCAAAGGAUACUUCGACUAUGUCCAUUGAUGAACUGCAGAGCUCGUUGGUAGUACACGAGCAGAAAUUCAAAAGGGUGAGCAGAGAAGAUGUUGAUCAGGCAUUAAAAGUAGAAGAUCGAACAUUUGUAAGAGGAAAAUAUGCUAUCAGAGGUAGGGGUUGA